AUGCUGCUGGUGCUGGUUCCAUGGCUCGUCGUGCUUGCGCGGUCUGACGAUGCCCAGCUGGUCGAGGUGACUUGGAGCCGAAGGCUCAAUGCAGGCACAGCUGCGCCAGAACUUGAAGUAGAGCUGUCAAUCCCGGCAGCGACGUUGCGAAUACACCUGUGGCACAAUCGCGCGUUGCUCCCAACUUCUGCCGAACAUGUUCUGCAUUUCCGCGACCGGAGGGAGGUGAUCCCUUUGCCCCAGAACUGCUUCUACGUUGGAGAGGUCCUGGGAGAAGCUUCCAGAGUCGCCCUAUCCACCUGCGAGGGUGGUCUCUCGGGCAUGAUCUUCCGGCAGAACCACACGCUGCGGCUUGACCCCGCGCAGGCCGCACAGGCAUCGAACAGGAAGUUGACAGGAAGCGGCAGCCAUUGGCUUCGCACCCUCGAAGGCCAGCCGACGCUGCAGUCAGUCCAGCGGUUCCUGCGCUCAUCCCCUACCAGGAGGCUUAGCAGCUCGACCAAGUACGUGGAGGUCCUGGCUGUCAACGACUUUUCGCGGUACACUUCCUUCGGAGGGCAAUCGGGGCUGCAAGCUCUUGCCGCCCACACAGUCGCAAUGCUCAACGCGGUCACCACAAUAUACCGUGCAGCACCCACGGCUGGAUCCUUCCCUUACCCCGUGCAGGUGGUCUUGGUUGGCCAGCACACUUUCCUGGAGGAAGACCCCUGGCAAGCGAAGUUCCAGGACAACGCGGAGGCUGACCAAGAUGCUCGACAGCACUUAGUGACACGCUGUGAUGCUUUGUUGCUAGAGGAGUUUCUGACCUGGGGCUCUUUGCAGAUGGCUGCAGGCUCCCUGCCCCAAAAUGACAACCGGGUGCUCUUGACCGGGCGAGAUCUUUUGGGCAGCACUGUUGGUUUUGCUUGCCUCUUAGCACCGGUGUCUUCGAUGUGUGAUGUGGCGAGGUCAGGAUCCAUCAACAUGUGCGGCACGAACGAUGCAGAUUUGCCCGGCUGCGCAGCGGUGGUCGCUCAUGAGAUGGGCCACAACUUCGGCAUGUCCCACGAUGCGGGGACGACCGCCUGUCCAGAUUCCGGCUACAUCAUGGAAGCUGUAGGUGACAGUGUUGCAGCGACGCAGUUCACGGAGUGCAGUGUGUCAGACAUCACGACCUUCUUCUCUCAGGUCUACAGCAGGAACUCGGAAUGCUUGGAGAACCAGCCUCUGAAGGUUUUUGGAGACCCGGUGUGCGGCAACGGCUUCAGGGAGGAGGGAGAGGACUGUGACUGCGGAUCGCCUUGCAACGACCCGUGCUGCGAUGGCACGACUUGCAAGUUUGCAGACCCCAGCUACGAGUGCAGCGAUGCCGUGGCUGCUUGUUGCGAGAACUGCUUGAACGUGACGGCAGCGGCCCAGAAGGUGUGCAGGCCUGCGCGCAACACAUGCGACCUCCCGGAAGUUUGUCCCGGUGGCACCUCCAGCUGUCCAAAGGAUGAGUACACCUAUCCGGGAGCUAGCUGCACUCUUUCCUCGAAUGGGGCUUCCUAUCCUGGCUUGUGUGCGCUCGGAAGCUGCAAAAGCAUGCGCUACACUUGCGAAGUGGACGUCACGCGCGAUUUCGAGGGAAGCUGGGACCUUUCCGAGCCUUGUGCGGCCUUCAACGACGACUGCACCACCGUGGUGUGCCAUGACGCAUCUGACAGCUCUGCGGCUGCGUGCGGGCAGCGCUUCAGUGUUCAUGGGUCCCAGAUGGCCGUCCCUGACGGAACGCCAUGUUGGCAUCCCAGCGAGCCGAAGGGCUCUCGCGGCGGCAUGUGCUUUCAGGGCCACUGCUCACGAUCGGAGAGCUUGGCACUGGUGCCUCUCUGUGGAAACGGCGGUAUCGACUACGGCGAGGAGUGUGACUGCGGCACAACCGGCGAUGAUUGCUGCGACUGCGCCACCUGCCAGCUGAAAGCUGGAAGCGCUUGUGCUGGGACCGACCCGCUCCUCUUGCUGAAUGAAGACAGUGACGCUCGCAGACGAAGCCUGCAGGUAAUAUAG
Molecule: messenger RNA, 2025 nt
Organism: Symbiodinium necroappetens
Lineage: Eukaryota; Dinophyceae; Suessiales; Symbiodiniaceae
Source: the annotation of a GenBank genome assembly